Molecule: messenger RNA, 2366 nt
Organism: Durio zibethinus
Lineage: Eukaryota; Viridiplantae; Streptophyta; Magnoliopsida; Malvales; Malvaceae
Source: RefSeq, a predicted model, not a curated record
CAAUCCGACUCUGGGAAGAGUCUGCGAUAAAAAGAACAGCGACAUUUUUUGGGCUGUUUUGCACGGUCCCGAUCUGGAUUCUCUAGACAGCGCCUGCCACAUAUACCAAACCCGGACAAAUUUUCCAAUCCCAACAAUUGGAUGACAUAAAUCCAGAUUUCCCAUCUUUAACAUUUUUUUUUUAAUUCCCACUAAAAAUUAAGACUUUGAGGAUUUUGAGGUGAGAUGGGUAAGUGUUCGGUUCUGUGACUAAAGGGCCUCAAAGAAAGCGAGGAUACAAUUUUGGGAGUUUGAGAACUGGGUUUCUCUGCAUAAAAAAAAAUGGUGAAGCUUUGCUUGAUGGCUUCUCAUGGGUACCGUCCGAGCCCGGGUCUUGUUUGUCACCAAGAACAAGGCGUUUGCGGGAUGAUUAAGGAGUGUCAAUCCUACUUGCCAUGUCAGCUGGUGAAACAAGACAUAGUACAAACAAGUUCCUUUGAUCUGAAGUGCAACCGAUUCCAGGAGUAGCCAAAACCAGUUACUACGCUUUGUGAUCCUAAACUGAUGGUUGAUGUCGAUCCAAUAGCACAAAGGCCUAUGGUUAUUGAUAAGCCAGAUGCUUACCUAGACACAGCACACUUUAGCUUUGGGAUAGCUGAAAAGUGCAUAAGACAUGAAAAAAUCUUGAAGUUUCUUAUGUCUGGAUCAAAUGAAGUGGAGAAAGGGGAACUUGAUUUAUCUUUGCUAUCUGAUUUGAUUCAACCAUUGAUGUUUGGUGUGCAUCAGCGGCCUUAUGCUUCUUCCCUAAUUUAUCCAAGUAGCAAAAUGAAUGCCCAGAAUUCUCUUCCAGACUUUGUAGGAGAGAUGGUACAUGAUUCAAAAAUUACAGUUCGUCCAGAUGGUCGAGUUGUACUUACAAGUAGCGGGACUGAGAUGAAAGACAUCCUUUCUGUUGUUGCUGAAUUUUACUUAUCAAGCAACUCAACUAAGUGGAGAAAGCAGUUGGCACUGGUCCCACACAACAACAGGACUCAGAGCAAUGAAGCACAUGCUAGUACCAACCUCUCUUCUCCUCAGUUUGAAGUUGCAAGUAUUGUACCUCCAAAGAGGCAUGAGAAAAUCAAGCUCAAGCCAUCACCAAAGAAGACCUCUAAGAAGUUAGCAAGGGAGAGAGAUUUAUACAGAAAGAAUUAUUUCCAUGCAUGUGAGAACCUUCUUUCUUUGAUGGUUGAUAAGAGACGGCAUGGCAGAACAGCAAUUCUUUCCCUGAAGAAAUCUGGCCCUGAACUUCCGGAGCUCUUGACCCAAUUCUCUGCUGGCAUUGCUGGAACUGGUCUUGCUGUACUUUUCUCUGUUAUUUGUAAGGUAGCUUGUGGAAGAGUUCCAUUUUCUACAUCUAAACUCUUUAGCACUGGCCUUGGUUUUGGGCUAGUUUGGGUCUCAUGGGCAGUUAACAGACUGAGGAACACAGUUGUACAUAUCAGCAAGAAUGCUAGCAAGUUGGGUCUGAAGGAAGAGGAGAUGCUUAAGCAAGUGGAGAAAAGUGUUAAUGAGAUAUACUUCAGAGCUGCAACGUUGAUGCCUGUAUUAGUGCUAAGGUUCGCAUGAAUUCUGAAGAAAAUUCAUGUUCAUAACAGUGUUAGCCGUUUUGGAAAACAUCUUGACUGGCUGGAUAUUCUAAUCACAAAUACCUUGGCUAAAUGUUGAAGAUAAUAUAUUGAUAUUGGACGUGGAUAUCUGAAGAGAGGGGUAGUUGAAGCGUAUGAUAUUCCAAGAAUAGAACUUUGACUUUUUAUGCUAUCCGAAUGGUCUUGUGAUGGCCUUGGGCACAUAUGAGCAGGACUUGAUCCUCUGUAAAGCUUUUGUGUAUAUAUGAUAGUCAUUUAGUUGAAAAUGGAGAGGGUUGUCACUGCCUCAAGCCUAACGAGUAAAGAAAAAGAUACCUUUCAUAUAUAAAAAUACAAUCUUGUCAUUUAGGCUAUUAUUAACAACUAUGAUAGGUAUUUGAUUUGUUGAAUCAAACGCUGUGCAGUGAACAAAUUAGAAAUGAUAAUUAUAAUGGGUCAAGUUUCUGAAUGCUAUAUUUACUUUAUUGAAACAUCCAAGUAUAUUCUCUCGAAAUACAUCUGUCACCCUGUUAAUCACAACUCGUUUGUGAGUAUCUGCUAAUUUCUCUUCUAUGAAAAUACCUUUAAAAAAAAAGAAGAAAAAUUUUAUUCUUUACAAAUUUGUUAAGAAAAGGAAAAUAAACAACAAAUAUCUACAAAAAUACACCGCCCUAAAAAUGCAAAUACCAAGCUUUAAUGGCACUGUAGCAGUGUUCAACGGGACUAUCAUUUUCAAAUUAACCUUAAAACGCUGAUCAAUUUGUGAUUUUCGGAUGGCAA